This is a messenger RNA of Daldinia caldariorum, 798 nucleotides long. RefSeq names its product Thioesterase/thiol ester dehydrase-isomerase. The transcript is spliced from 8 exons. Gene Ontology annotation, molecular function: fatty acyl-CoA hydrolase activity. Lineage: Eukaryota; Fungi; Ascomycota; Sordariomycetes; Xylariales; Hypoxylaceae. The record is from RefSeq and is a predicted model, not a curated record. Bases 171 to 668 code for a protein of 165 amino acids.
UCCACUUUAUUCAUCUAGACUGACCCAUCAGCCCACUUAAACUUCGGUGUGCCUCGGUCAGCCGCGGUCCGGUAGUCGUCAAGAUUCGGCUAUCAAUCCGGAGCUUGACUUUUUAUCUUUUAAACAAUCCAUACCGUCCGAUUACCGUCCGAUACCGCGCGAUUGCGACCAUGGCGCAAAAGUUACCUCCGUUGAGAUUCGUACGAUCGGUCUUGAAAUCCUUUAUGGCCGAGUCCGGUUUGGAGCCGAGACUUUUAGGGCCUCACCUUAGGAUUACCCAUGCCGCCGUCGGCAAGGUUGAUUUUGAGUUGGAUAUCACGAAAGACCAUACUAACCGACUGAAGAUGUUACACGGCGGCACAAUUGCUAGCAUGGUUGAUCUGGGGGGCUCGCUUGCCGUCGCAUCCAUGGGGCUUUACGCUACCGGCGUGUCGACAGACCUCAACGUCACGUACCUGAGUAGCGGCGGCAAGGUCGGCGACAAGAUUACCGGUACAGCCAUUUGCGACAAGAUGGGCAAGACAUUAGCUUAUACGUCCGUCGUUUUUAUAAAUGCGAAAGGCGAGCUCGCCGCUAGGGGAAGCCACACGAAAUACGUCACCCAAGCUUGGAAAUCUCAGGAAACCCCAUUCGUACCUCCCGAUAACGCCGAGAUAGAGGAUGAGUGAUCAGAUUUAUCAGUUCGAUAUGAGAUGGAAAUAACGGGUGAAAUGGUAUUUUAAGACCUGGAUCUUUAGAAUUAGAGAAUAUCAUCAUUUAUGACAAAUGACAACUGAUGAGCGGCGGUGUGAUUAAAAU